UGCGCAUGCGCAUUCACCAGCUAGCAAGUUGGAACUGCACGAGUAAUGGCGUCGUCCAUGAGCGGGAUGUUCCCGGGUCAACAACCGCCCACUGCACAUCCCGUGGCCGGUGCGGGUGGACCGGGCCAACCCGGAUUCCCCGGUACGGCGAACCGGAGCCAGGGAAGCAACACGCUGGUAGAUGAACUGGAAGCGUCCUUCGAGGCGUGUUUCGCAUCGUUGGUCAGCCAAGACUAUGUCAACGGCACCGACCAGGAGGAGAUCCGAACCGGUGUGGACCAGUGCAUCCAAAAGUUCCUGGACGUGGCCCGGCAAACGGAGUGCUUCUUCCUGCAGAAAAGGCUUCAACUAUCUGUGCAGAAACCAGAGCAGGUGGUCAAAGAGGAUGUGUCGGAGCUCCGCAACGAGCUGCAGAGGAAGGAGAUGCUGGUUCAGAAGCACCUGUCCAAGCUGCACCACUGGCAACAAGUGCUGGAAGACGUGAGCGGACAGCAUCGCAAGCCCGCAGACCUCCCGCCUCCGGGACCGCUGGCCUUCCUGGAGCAGGCGUCUGCUAGUUUGCCUCCCGCCCCUUUGAAGCCAAACUAAGCCAGCAGAAGGAGCGCUUCGCAGUUCAUCUGGAGAAAAGAACUCUGUUGACGUGGAGUUUGGGAUUCGGGACUCUUCUUGCCAGCCAAAUGAGUGAGUGAAUGGGAGCUUUAAAAACCCAAAACUGGACACCUACUUUGCAAUGUGCAACACCCCCACCUGCAGGACGGGAGUGGAACUGUAACCACCUGCGCAUGAUUAUGCCAUCAAAUGAUUCAGAUGGUACUCUACUGUUUGAAGGACUAUUAAAACCAUGCUGAAUAUUUGGAAAAUAUCAUUAUGAUCCUUACACUGCUUUGUACCACAACUGCUGUUUUGUAGUUUAUGUAGUAUUAAUGUAGUAUUUCUUAGUUGGUGGGAGAGGGGUUGGAUGGAGGCCGUUGAUUUGCUGUGGCAACCCCUGAAGGGAAAAG
Molecule: messenger RNA, 1001 nt
Organism: Doryrhamphus excisus (bluestripe pipefish)
Lineage: Eukaryota; Metazoa; Chordata; Actinopteri; Syngnathiformes; Syngnathidae
Gene: med28
Product: mediator complex subunit 28
Cellular component (GO): mediator complex
Source: RefSeq, a predicted model, not a curated record